AUGAAGACCCUGUUCAAGAACGGACACAUUCUGUCCGAUUCCCAACAAUGCCCGUGUAUGGUUGUCGAGGACGACCGCAUUGUCUAUGUCGGUAGCGAGACCGACGCCCCUGCCGCCGAUAGCGAGAUCGACCUCGCCGGCCGCCGAGUGCUCCCGGGUUUCAUCGAUGGGCAUAUGCAUCUGCUCCUCUUUGGCGCCUCCCUCUCCAAGAUCAGUCUGGAUGAGUGCAAAGACCUCGCCGAUAUCCGCCGCACCAUCCAAACUGCCGCCGCGGAACGUCCUUCCGCCCCGCGGCUGUUCUGCAGAGGCUGGAUGCACUCGAUGACCGACGGAGUUGCCCUGGCCAGUAUGCUGGAUGACAUCGAUCCGCGUCCCAUCUUCAUCGAUUCCAAGGACCUGCAUUCCGCCUGGUGCAACUCGGCUGCCUUGCGCGAAUUGGCCGUCGAGGACGUCCCCAACCCCGCCGGUGGCACUAUCCAUCGGGAUCCGACUACCGGCAAACCCUCGGGUCUACUCGAGGAGGCUGCCGCCGUCAACAUUGUCUGGCCGCACGUCGCUCGCGUCGCGUCCACCGAGGAAAAGCUGGGCUACAUCCGUGCGGCCGUCCGCGCGUAUAACGCUUCCGGGUACACGGGCAUGAUCGAGAUGGCCACGGACGAGAACAUCUGGGAGGCAAUGCGGCAGCUGCGGGAGCGAGAGGCGGUGCCGAUCCGGCUGGCCGCGCACUGGGUCAUCCUCCCCGGCAAGACGGACGAUGAGGUGCUGCGUCAGGUCGACCGCGCCAUCGAGCUCCACCAAACAUAUAACCUCACCUCCUCGCCCGACUUCCGCAUCACCGGCAUCAAGGUGAUCUGCGACGGGGUCAUCGACGCCUGCACAGCAUCCCUGCUGCAGCCUUACUCCUCCAACGGGGUGGACUGCGCCCCCUUGUGGGAACCGGACAUCCUUCGCAAGGUCGUAGCCAAAGCCGAUGCCGCCGGGCUGCAGUGUGCACUGCACGCGAUCGGCGAUGCUACCGUGCGACUGGCCAUUGACACGCUGGAGGCGGUAGGCACGCCCGGCCGACGCCACCGCAUCGAGCAUCUGGAGCUUACGGCGCCGGAGGACGCCCGCCGUCUCGGGCAACUGGGCAUCACGGCCUCGGUGCAGCCGGUGCACGCGGACCCGGCCAUCCUGCGUGCAUGGCCCAAGCUGCUCGGGAAGGAGCGUUGUGCGCGGGCCUUUGCCUACCGCGAGUUCCUCGAGGCUAGCGCGCCGCUGGCCAUCGGCACCGACUCGCCCACCGCGCCGCAUUUCCCGCUGCGUAACCUGUACACGGCGACAACGCGACGGUCGGCGCGUCAGCCCGCACUGACUGACACUGUGAACCCGCACUUUGCGCUGUCUCUCCUCCAGGCCGUCGGCGCCGCCACGCAGGGCUCGGCGUACUCGUGCUUUGCGGAUGGAUUCACCGGACGGUUGGCGCCGGGCUUCCAGGCGGAUUUUGCGGUCAUUGACAUGGAAUGGGAGGCAGAGCGACUCCUCGACGCGAGGGUUGUGGAGACCUGGUACGGCGGGAAGAAAGUAUAUCAAGCCUAG
Aspergillus terreus NIH2624 is the source of this 1578-nucleotide messenger RNA. Its product is annotated as amidohydrolase. The coding region runs from base 1 to 1578 and encodes 525 amino acids. Gene Ontology annotation, molecular function: hydrolase activity, acting on carbon-nitrogen (but not peptide) bonds. The record is from RefSeq and is a predicted model, not a curated record. Lineage: Eukaryota; Fungi; Ascomycota; Eurotiomycetes; Eurotiales; Aspergillaceae. The transcript has 2 exons.